Messenger RNA from Owenia fusiformis, 663 nucleotides. The record is from the annotation of a GenBank genome assembly. Lineage: Eukaryota; Metazoa; Annelida; Polychaeta; Sabellida; Oweniidae.
UAAAGUCGAUGCAUAUGACUUUCUAUAUUAGUCGUUCUAGUGAUGCUUGCUCCAAAAAACUUGCAAUGGUGCGAUGCCCCAAUGUCCAAAAUUUGGUAUUCAGUUCUAAGUUCCGCCUAGAACAUUCAUGGCAUGGCCGUCUACUUACAAGUCCUAAGAAUGAAACAAGCUGGGUUCCGGUAUGUGCCCAUAGAUGGAGCUAUAACAACUCAAGAGUCCUGUGCCGAUCGAUGGGAUAUAAUGAUUCAACAAGCACGAUUAUUUCAAAACAGAUACCAUAUAACUAUGGAUAUAUUGUAGUUAAGACUGACAUAAAAUGUAAUGGGAUGGAACAUCAUCUUAAAGACUGCAUCCACCUUACUUGGGAAAAUUGUUCACAGAUAGUUUUAUCAUGUGCCAUGAGUCAACUGAAUGUACACCUUGAGAGUGAGGGACCUUAUACAGGUCUGCCAGCAUUUGACUUCUACAAUAAAGGAAACUUGGGAACUACAACAUUAUGUAAAUCAUGUAGAGUCUGUAGUACAAUAUGGGGCAUACAAGAAGCUAAAACAAUCUGCAAAAUCCUUGGGUACCCUCCCCAAUAUACCAGCACCAGAGUUCUCCACUUUGAAACUUCACUGACACAGGAUUUGAUUAUCCAGGGUUUUAGAUGUAAAUAUAUGU